Messenger RNA from Haliotis rubra (blacklip abalone), 5265 nucleotides. RefSeq lists its product as uncharacterized. Gene Ontology annotation, cellular component: cytoplasm. Bases 404 to 4921 code for a protein of 1505 amino acids. The transcript has 30 exons. Gene Ontology annotation, molecular function: metal ion binding; ubiquitin-protein transferase activity. Gene Ontology annotation, biological process: protein ubiquitination. Lineage: Eukaryota; Metazoa; Mollusca; Gastropoda; Lepetellida; Haliotidae. The record is from RefSeq and is a predicted model, not a curated record.
GAAUUCCCACAGUACUUUCGCUUUGCCCGAAUUCAUUAUUCGUCUUUACACGGUAGGCAUGCCGUAAACAAAAGUGUGUAGAGUUGAAGCUUGACGAGAAGUUUCAUGUAGAUUAAGUAACUGAAGACAUUGAAAAUGUGAAGAUAAGUUUUCAUGAAGAUUGUCACAUAUGUACUGAUUCAAUAUCAAGCUAUAAAUAGAACUGACGUGGGGGUAUGUAUCUGUUAUUACUUGCCAUGGCCUGGCUAUGAAUACUUAUUCCCUUCAAUUAGUGUGUGACUACAAUCAUCUGUAUGUGUGUCAGGAGGGUUAGGCAGCAUCUCAGACCACCUUCAGACACCAAGUUCGCCGCAUGAGGGACAUACAGGUCACUUGAGGUGGUAUCUAUCCCUAACCACAAGCCAUGGCAGAGGGACACGAGCCGGGUGUUCAAGGUUUCAAGAAAUCAACUUCUCAACACAAGAAAAGAACGUACAACAUAAUCAUCACUGCAGAAUUCUGGAAUACCCUGGGUGAAGGAGACUCUGACCGUGAUGCGCCGGUACUACGUAUCGAGAGGAAAGGUGUAGAGGACGGACACAGGCUGCAUGCUGCAGUCAUUACACGGUGGACACUUCACACAACUGGGAACACCAUCGACAUCUUGAUGCAGAUUGGAAGUGAAGCCUUUACUCGGUUGCAUCAUUUCGUUGACGACCUGGAAAAUGAAUAUGGCGCAGAACUACUUCAUAUCACGAGUGGUCUGACGUUUGUAUUCAGACACAGACAGGUUACAUCUGAGAACAAGAUGGUUGCAGACAAAGACAGCGUGAUGCACCGAUUCCAAAGUCUUCUCCAUGGUUUGGGAGUCAAGUCUUUUCAUGUGUCGUUUGAUGGACAUGGCGAAACUGGUCGAGAAGGGAACAGUGAUUCAGCAAUGUCUGCUUCAGAAGAUCAGCUGGAGCUACUUGAAAAACGGCUGGAGGAACGUAUGUUGUGCCAAACUAAGAAUAUGGAAAAUUUCAUCAACAAUGUGAUCCUGCAAACUCAAACACAUAUCGGAAAAGAACUUGACAAAAUUCGCUCACUCAUACACACGAAACGGGAUACUACUCCUGGACGACCAGCCCCUCUAUCGGAGACGAGCAAAGUGGAACAUGAGAACAGUGCAGUUCUAACAGACCAGGGCAAUGAUCUCACCUGCGGAGGCAAAAGUCCACUGAAACAGUGUAAUGAAUUUGAAGAACUUGAUGGCCAUACACAGAAGACUUCCUCCAAUUCAGCUUCUGUCAGAGCUGAACUUCCUUCCCACAAUGACAAAAAGGAGACUGCAAACAGUGGAAGGCAGGGGCCGCCUGCUGACGUUACAUCUACAUCCAGUAAAGGGCCUUCAGUUGAUGGUACUUCGAAGAAAUUCAGGCGUUCCAAUACCACUGCAAAAAGAUCCCAGAGCUUCCAACACCCUCCAUCACGAAGUGAAUUGAUUCACAAGAAUCUACAUCAGGCUCGGGAAGUAUUAACUGCCUUGAAUAUCAAUCUUGACGGAUGGAGAGAGUUAACGGAGUCUACAGCCCUGGCCUUAGAACCUGCAAACCCUCAAGCACCAAGAUCUACAUCAGCAUCAACUGUUUUGUGUCUAGAUGUCUCUGGAAGUAUAGUCGACCACGGUUUAAAGGAACUGAAAGAAACUGCACACAGUUUUAUUGACGGUAUCGAGUCAAUGGCAGAACGGUAUGGGUUGGAGGAGAACAUUGGGGUGGUGAGAGUUGGGGGAGAAGCAGCAGUGGCUCAAGACAUAACAAAUGACUAUGGGGCUGUCAGAGAUGCAAUAGAUAACCUGGUUCCCGGAGGUCCGAGCCCGUUGUUUGCAGGCCUAGUUGUUUCUGUAGCAUCGAUCAAAGGAAGAACUGGUAUUUUAAGCAUGGGAGGAGUUCACAACAUAAAGCCCAGAAUCAUCUUCAUGACGGAUGGAUACGCAUCAUCCGACGCACAAAGGGAAGGCCAGGAUGCUUUUACUCAUGAUUCUACUGUACAGGUUCAGCUGAUCCACGUGGAAUACGCCCCACUUGUUCUGACGUUCCAGCACUGUGUGGGUUCAGACAGGAAAACAUUGGUGUCCAGAAAGCACAAGGUUCUUCUGUUGGUGAAAGAAUUCCUAAAACAUUCCAUAGGCUCUGAACAUUUGGAAACUUUGAAUAUUGAAAUACUUGAUAGAAAACCAAUUGUCCUUGGAAAUUUACAUUAUCAGUACUGCGUGGAGGAAAAUCCCCGAAUGCAGUCAGCAACAAGACACAAGGAAAUACCACAUGAGAUUCCAGAUACAAUAGAAAAGAGAUUUAAGAGUAUUGAAGAGCAACUUUCUCACCAGAAGGAAUUAAUGGAAUCUCAAUUUUUUGGUCAAGAAAAACAAUAUGAAGACAUUCGGUUGUCACUAUGCAGCAUUUCUGCGACCUUGGGUUUUACUGAUAAUAAACAAAAACUGUGGAGCAAGGAGGUUCAGCCAAAUAUCCUCGAUCUCUCUGAACCCGACCUUGAAAGUUUGGAUUCAAUUUAUCAUACCAAAACAGAAAUACUUACUGAAAAAGAGGAAAAUACAAAUGAACUACAGAGAGAGGAUAUGGCGGACGGGAAUGACAAGGAAACGUCUGUGCUUGGUGAGACGAGGAAGUUGUCCAAACAAAAUGUACAUGGCAAAUCAGAGCAGGAAAUCAACAGUGUCGUUGACGGAAAUUACCCUAAAGCAGUGGAUAUGAAAGGUACCUCGUUUGGAAACAAAGGUGAAGAUCGACAGCCUGGACAUUCGUCACCACACACCAAACAGAACUCAGGUCCGUCCCAGAAAGGUCGAUUACCAACUGAGAGAAGUCAAUACAAUGAUGGGAGCUUUGUCAGUAAGGUACCAAGCAGGACCAAUGGGUUAAGAAGGCAGUACACUGACGAGGUGAAGGGCGGAAAUGUAUACCCUAGUGGUAACUACAGAAGCAGGCAAUACGUAAAUACAUACGACAAUAUCCACCCCACACCUCAAGAAAGGAAUCAAACGGCGUAUGGGCCUGUUGUCGGUAGGCGGAACCAGUUGAAACCACAUUACACACAGUCCCAGAGAGGAGAAACGCCAGCAUCACCUCGACUUCGAGAAAUGUUUUUUGGAAACGGUACUACGUCAUCAGAGUACGAUCCCUUCCCCGAUAUACAAACAGAGGAUCUCAAUUUUGAUAUGAUCAAGAGUACACAAUGCAUUGUAUCGGCUCAAGAAAGCAACUAUGGCGACCCAAGAAAGGAGAACAUCAACGGAGACGAAGAAAGGGAAAAACACUAUCGUCUGAUGUUAGAAUGUAUCAUUGGUGAUAGUCCCUACUGGAGCAGAAUAUGGGCGAGUGUGCAGGAAGCACUACUCGAAGAUGAGAGUCCUGUUCCACGAUAUGGUCUGGCCCUGGAUACAGUCAUAUGUAUGGAUACAUCCAGCAGCAUGUGGGGCGAUCCUUUCAAUGAAAUGAAGAAAAUCGCCCUUGAUUUUAUCAACGGAAUCGAGGACAUUGCAGAGCGACAUGAUCUUGAAGAAAAUAUUGCCCUCGUUACCUUUGGAGGACGGGCCAAGGUAGUUCACCACUUAUCCAACGACUAUGGGAGUCUUAGAGAUGCACUAGAAAACAUCACACCCGGGGGCCCCUCCCCAAUCAUGGAAGGCGUUCUUGUCUCACUGGCGUGUCUGGCGAAAGGCGGUGUCUUCAAGAUCAGGAACAGUCUGCAACUUCGGCCACGACUUAUAUUCAUAACGGAUGGUCUACCAACAAGAGAGAUGCCUGAGACUUCAGCGGAUGGUAUCUGUACAGAGGUUGAGGAUAGAGGUCGAAUCUCAAGAGCAUUUGCGGAGGUUAGAAGCAGACAGCACGAAGAUUAUCUUCCUGACGAAAUCGUUUUUGUUCCUGUUGGAGCCUUUUGCAACAUGAGUUGUCUCCAGGCCCUUGCGUCAUUCUGUUAUGGAAAAGUGGCAGACGCGACAUCACUGGCGAGGUUGCCAAAAUACCAAUUUCUGCACAAAAGUGCGAUUCAUGUAAUUGAUUACAUACGAGACAACGAUCAAACCUCGGCAACGUUCCGUGCAGGAUUACAUGAGGUGUUUCUGGAACUGGAACCUAGUCUCGACCAGUCGGACAGGCGGGAUCUGCACAGCCUACUUGCUCCUAAGGUUGACUCCAUGAUCAACCAUGGCUCAAUCUACAACUUCCAAAAUGUACAUGAGGACCCGGAACUGCCUCCCCUCGGCUCCAGAGUUGUCCGAGGCCCAGACUGGCUGUGGGGUAAUCAAGACACUGAGGCGCCAGGGACAAUAUUCAACCAUGCACUCGACAACAUUGUGUGGGUGAUCUGGGACAACGGCCACUCGAACGUGUACAGGUAUGGACAGAAGGACAAGUACGAUGUCAUCACAGUGGAGGACCAGCCUCGAGACAUCGACGACUACUCGAUUGCUGUCGGUGUUCAGGUUGAAAGAGGUGCGGACUGGCAUUUUCUGUAUGGGAAUCAGGAUGGUGGUCCUGGAAACUACGGCACCGUCAUUCGAAUUACGACGGGGAAGGUCAAGGUUCGGUGGCAGAAAGGUGGAAUGUACACAUACAGAUACGGCGUCGGUGGACUGUUUGACUUAUCUAUUCGUGACCCUGUUGCCUCCAUCCUUGAAACAACUGCAAAAUCAGAUGAAGGUUCAAGCCGUAUUUCAGUGGGGCCAGGACAUGGCCAGAGGCUGCAAGAGUCUGAAAACAGGCCGUACGUUUGGCAGAGGCGGGACAACCAGGAAGGCUGGGAAUCAUACACAGAAAUCAAUGAUGCUAAACUGAAGAAGGAAUAUGGGAAAAAUCGCGAAAGGCUCAUGCUUAAUUCAGAGAAAAGGGGAGAGUUUCAGGGUAUCAUUCAAAUCCCUGCAAGAGCGCUCUGUAACUGACAAAACCUGGGUUCCUGUGCGAAAAUGUUUUCAAUAGAUCUAUCUAGUCAUCAUUGAAGUGUGAAGAUUUGAUAAUUAACAACACUACAGGGUUUGUGGGAUCUGCACGUGAUGUCUUCACAUUUCCACAAAGUUUACAAACGAUUUAUAAAAUAUAGCGAUAGUGUUUAUCUAUACUUAUACUAUUUAGCAUAUUUUAAUGCUCUGCCAUAGAGUAGAUCGUUUUGACUAUAUCUACAUGGCCAUCUUAGUACACAAUAUCACAGUUUCUAAGAUGCCUAGCGGUUAGAACAAUCGGCAAAAAAAUACAUUAUGAGACAAUAAAUUAAAGGUAUUGUUUUUUU